Messenger RNA from Impatiens glandulifera, 671 nucleotides. RefSeq lists its product as uncharacterized. NCBI's taxonomy places the organism in Eukaryota, Viridiplantae, Streptophyta, Magnoliopsida, Ericales, Balsaminaceae. The transcript has 2 exons. The record is from RefSeq and is a predicted model, not a curated record. Bases 92 to 601 code for a protein of 169 amino acids.
CCUUAUCUUUAGAUUAAUUUCUGAUUGAGUAAUCUAGCUAGGUUAUCUUGAUCUUCUCUGGUAUAGAAGCUAGAAAUCGAGCAUAUAUAUAAUGGAUUAUGAUGAUAGUAAUAUGGAGGUUGUUGAUUCAGAGAUGUCAUCUGCAUCAUCAUCAUCAGUAUCUUCAUUAACUGAUCUGGAGGAUGAAGAUGAAGAAGAAGUUGCUUCCUCCCUCAAUAAUCCCUUGCAAAACAUGUCCUCUCUCCUCCAUCAACUUCCAUUCAAGAAGGGAUUGUCAAAGCAUUAUCAAGGAAAAUCUCAGUCUUUCAUUUCAAUGGCCAAAGUAUCAUGUUUAGAAGACCUUAUAAAGCAGGAGAAUCCUUACAACAAGAAGCUUAAGUCAAGCAGGAGCUAUGGAGGGUUCUUAUCAGAAGCUCAUAUGCUGAUCAACCCAUCAUCAUCAACAUCUUCAUCAGAGAAUAAUACAUCAAGGGAUUCAUGUUCUUCUUCUCUUUCCACUUCAAAGAGAAAUCAAAUUACUCAAAAAAGUAUUACAUCUUCAGCCAGCACAAAUAAUCUCAGUUCAAGUACUAGUAGUACUAGAACCACAUUUCUAAUUUAGUAUGUCAAUCAAUAUUAAUUCUGUAUUAUAUCUCUUAUUACAAUAAGAUUCAUUAAUUAUUAAUACCUUA